This is a messenger RNA of Melopsittacus undulatus (budgerigar), 1693 nucleotides long. It is a transcript of the gene SPOCK2, whose product is annotated as SPARC (osteonectin), cwcv and kazal like domains proteoglycan 2. The coding region runs from base 16 to 1284 and encodes 422 amino acids. Gene Ontology annotation, molecular function: extracellular matrix binding; protein binding; collagen binding. The transcript has 11 exons. Gene Ontology annotation, biological process: anatomical structure development. Lineage: Eukaryota; Metazoa; Chordata; Aves; Psittaciformes; Psittaculidae. The record is from RefSeq and is a predicted model, not a curated record.
CGGCGCUGCGGCAGCAUGCGGGGCUGCGGCGGCCGCCGCGCCCUCAUGGCCUUGCUGGCCCUGCUCCUGCCCGCAGCCGCCGCCGCCGGCCCCGCCACCGGCCCCGGGGCCGCGGCGGCGGGGGAGAGCCCCGGCAAUUUUAUGGAGGAUGAGCAGUGGCUCUCCUCCAUCUCCCAGUACGGAGGGAGGAUCAAGCACUGGAACCGCUUCCGAGACGAGGUGGAGGACGAUUACAUCAAGAGCUGGGAGGACAACCAGCCUGGGGAUGAAGCCCUGGACACCACCAAGGACCCCUGCCAGAAGGUGAAGUGCAGCCGGCACAAGGUGUGUGUGGCGCAGGGCUACCAGCGUGCCAUGUGCAUCAGCCGCAAGAAGCUGGAGCACAGGAUCAAGCUGCCGAGCACCAAGGGGCACGGGGGCUGCAGACCCUGCCACGCCGCACCGCUCGCUGCCGUCUGCGGCUCCGACGGCCACACCUACAGCUCAGCGUGCAAGCUGGAGCAGCAGGCGUGCCUGGCCAGCAAGCAGCUGACCGUGCGGUGCGAGGGGCAGUGCCCCUGCCCAACCCCACACAGCCCUGCCGUUGACAGCAAGCAAGAGCCGUGCACCGGGCAGGACCUGGCCGACCUGGGCGACCGCCUGCGUGACUGGUUCCAGCUGCUGCGGGAGAACGCCAAGCAGAACGGCUCCAGUGGCCUCCCAGCCAGCCCGACCACUGCACUGGAGAGGAGCGUAGCAGCCAGCUGCAAGGAGGCAGUGGGGUGGAUGUUCGCCCGGCUGGACACGAGCGGGGAUCUCUUCCUGGAGGCGGCUGAGCUGGCUGCCAUCAACCUGGACAAGUACGAGGUGUGCAUCCGCGCCUUCUUCAACUCCUGCGACACCUCCAAGGACGGCCGUGUCUCUGCUCCCGAGUGGUGCUUCUGCUUCUGGAGGGAAAAGCCGCCCUGUCUGAGGGAGCUGGAGAAGAUUCAGAUCCAAGAAGCAGCUAAAAAAAAGCCGGGCACCUUCAUCCCCAGCUGUGAUGAGGAUGGGUACUACCAGCGGGCGCAGUGUGAGCCGGGCGGCGGUGAGUGCUGGUGUGUGGACCAGCACGGUGUGGAGCUGACGGGCACCCGCAGCCAUGGCAGCCCUGACUGCGAGGAGGCAGCAGGGUUUUCAGGUGACUUCGGAAGCAGCGUGGGCUGGGAGGAUGAGGAGGAGAAGGAGCCGGAGGAGACGGGUGAGGAAGGCGAGGAAGAGGAGGGCGAAGCAGGCGAGGGCGAUGAUGGUGGCUACAUCUGGUAGAGGAGCAGCAGAGCCUGGUGGGCGGCACAGCCGGGUGGCAGCCCCCCAGCUGGGGGUCUCCAUGAACCCCCACCACUGGUGCGGUGUGGGGCAGGGGUACCCCCACGGCCCUGUGUGGGAUGGGGCACCGGGGUGCUCGCCCAGGGAGGGGGCGAGCGGGGCGGGAGCUGCGCUUGUGCGAAUCUGAGCUUUUUGUCUUUGGGUAAAGCGGCGCAGGCCUAGAGCAGGGCUGUGUGCCCUGCGGCCCGGCCAGCAGCGCUGAUAAACGUGGGGAGAAGAGGAACAAAACCACCCCCCCCAUAGAUAACCUGCCCCUGCCCCGCAUCCCCCUCGUGCUGUGCUUGCGUGGCCGCCCCGGCCCCCGGCGUUGUGUAGCGGCUGUGAAAUAAAUACCCCGUGCUGUGUCAAG